This is a messenger RNA of Morchella sextelata, 336 nucleotides long. RefSeq lists its product as uncharacterized. The record is from RefSeq and is a predicted model, not a curated record. The coding region runs from base 1 to 336 and encodes 111 amino acids. NCBI's taxonomy places the organism in Eukaryota, Fungi, Ascomycota, Pezizomycetes, Pezizales, Morchellaceae. The transcript has 2 exons.
AUGGCAGCAGUAGCGUUUACAGUAGUGGCAGUACUAGUGGCACUGGCACUGGCACUGGAAGUAGCAGCAAGCAGAAGCAACGACAACGAAGACUUCAAGAAAGACGAAGAGACGAAUGAACAGAUCGAUCAAUCAAUCAAUGGAUCAAUAAUCUACGUACCAGUCAGCCAGCGUGCCAGUCAACUUGCAGAGGCACUGGCGAAGUCGGCCAAUGGUAAGACUGUAACUAAGGAAUCAGGGCCCAACGAGAAGCUGGUUGGCGGGGUCAGGGACUCUGUCCACACCCAACUUUCGGACUCCGUAAGGUUGAGGGGAAGGGAUUCCGAUGAGGGGUGA